GUCAAAAUGAUGAGGCACAGGCAAGGUAAAUAUGAUUCCUCACAAUAACAGUAAAGCACUAAAAAUAUGGCUUCUCAAUAAGACAUGGUAAAUGCAUAGCCUACACAUGGAGCACUAGAAAGGCUAUGCAAAUUUACCUCAAUAAGCUCUAAUACGAGCAAAAUUAAAAUGAAAGGCCUUGUUUUAAUGGACUGCUGGAUUAUCUUCCCACAUGAUGUCCUGAGAGUGACAGCUGGCGGGGAGGGGGGGUGUAAUUAUUUAAUACAGGGGGUGUAUGUGGAAGCCGGCAGCUAAUUCUGGAGCCCUAAUCCUGUCUUCCCAGCCAAAGAGAGAGAAAGAGAGAGAGAGGACUGUACAUAUUGCAUAAGCGAAGACAGCACCCAGAAUCAUCUCAAUUUGUGUCUGCGUGGCUGUGAAUAUAGAAUGUAACUUUCUUUCCUCACUUUUAUUCCUGAAGAAAACAAGAUAAAAUGGGAGAAGUUCAAAAGGACUUGUUCUCAGUCCUCCAGAAGCUGAAAGGCGCCCCAGAGAAGGAGUUCAGAAUAGUUCUCUUGGGCUUGGACAAUGCAGGGAAAACAACAUUAUUGAAGAAACUGGCUUCAGAAGACGUUAGCACCAUUACGCCAACACAGGGCUUCAACAUUAAAAGUGUGGCUUCUAAUGGUAUGAAACUGAGCGUCUGGGAUAUUGGAGGUCAAAGGAAGAUUUGGCCUUUUUGGAAGAAAUAUUUAGAGAGCACAGACUUGUUGAUUUACGUCAUAGACAGCGCAGAUAAGAAACGCUUUGAAGAAACUGGACAGGAGUUAUCCAAUCUUAUCGAAGAAGAUAAUCUGAAGGCAGUUCCAGUGCUUAUCUUUGCUAACAAGCAGGACCUGGUGACAGCAGCUCCAGCGAGUGAAAUCGCAGAGGGGCUGAACCUCCACACGUACAGAGACAGGGAUUGGCAAAUCCAGGCCUGUGCUACCCUAUCAGGAGAGGGAGUGCAGGAUGGAAUGAACUGGAUCUGCAACACCAUUGUAAAUAAGAAAAAGUAAAACAAACAGUACUCUCCCCAUUCUUAACAGUGUUUAAAUACUAAAAAAAACACUUUUAAUCCCACAUUCUUUCUUUUGAAACUGUGUAUUCAGCAUUCAGUUCUGUCAUGUCGAGAACAAACCAGUAACCUGUUGUAGUUAUUGCAGACCACAAGUGAAUUAUUGAUAAACCACCAUCAGGGGCAACACAUUUCCAGGAAGACUUGACUGGCGUCUCUUUUUCCCUGAAAACUCACAGUGCAACGAGACUCUUGAAAGCACCAGUCAAUUUCGUUUUACCAAAAAGGUUUGGCUAAUGAAGCCUACCGAUUGUGUCAAUUAAAACCCUCAAUUAUUAAUAAUUGUAAUCCCUAUCUUUAUUCAUUCCAUAUUUAACAAUAUAUGAUGUGUAAUGCAUUGAAAACACCACAGUGUGUUAAAACACCACAUUAUUAGGCCACAUUAUUUCUAAUUCACAUUUCUACUGUAU
Polyodon spathula (Mississippi paddlefish) is the source of this 1503-nucleotide messenger RNA. Its product is annotated as ADP-ribosylation factor-like protein 3. The transcript has 6 exons. Gene Ontology annotation, cellular component: cytoplasm; microtubule cytoskeleton. Gene Ontology annotation, biological process: cilium assembly. Lineage: Eukaryota; Metazoa; Chordata; Actinopteri; Acipenseriformes; Polyodontidae. Bases 471 to 1034 code for a protein of 187 amino acids. Gene Ontology annotation, molecular function: GTPase activity; GTP binding. The record is from RefSeq and is a predicted model, not a curated record.